Messenger RNA from Polypterus senegalus (gray bichir), 499 nucleotides. RefSeq names its product ATP synthase membrane subunit f (gene atp5mf). Gene Ontology annotation, biological process: proton motive force-driven mitochondrial ATP synthesis. Lineage: Eukaryota; Metazoa; Chordata; Cladistia; Polypteriformes; Polypteridae. The transcript is spliced from 4 exons. Gene Ontology annotation, molecular function: proton-transporting ATP synthase activity, rotational mechanism. The record is from RefSeq and is a predicted model, not a curated record. The coding region runs from base 29 to 358 and encodes 109 amino acids.
GUAGUAGAACGACGCCGACCUUAUUCCCAUGAUGCAAUUAGGCGUCCUCUAUACACCCAGAAUCCUCCACAUUACCCUCUGCUGCAAAAUGGCGGACAAACCGGUUUCCAUUGCUCAGAAGAGGUUUUUAGAUGUAAAGCUGGGUGAGCUCCCUACAUGGAUGACAUCCUGCGACUUCACUCCUAAUGGGAUCCUUUCAGCAAUGCGCAGAGGGCAUGACCGGUACUACAACAAAUACAUCAACGUCAAGAAAGGGGGCAUUGGUGGAAUUUCAAUGCUACUUGCUGGUUAUGUAAUUUUGAGCUAUAUUUGGGAAUAUGAUCACAUCAAACAUGACCGCUGGAGGAAAUACCACUAGAAGAAACUGACCAUCUACUCUGGUUUUUCAAGCUGGCUUAUUCGUCCUUCAGAAAUAAAGCACUGCUGUCCAUUGUUUAGUCUUCAUGUUGUGGAAGCAAAUAAAUGUGACCAACAAACUGAAUAAAAUAUCGGGCUUUGA